Messenger RNA from Chiroxiphia lanceolata (lance-tailed manakin), 4923 nucleotides. RefSeq names its product cyclin dependent kinase 12 (gene CDK12). Gene Ontology annotation, cellular component: nucleus; cyclin/CDK positive transcription elongation factor complex. Lineage: Eukaryota; Metazoa; Chordata; Aves; Passeriformes; Pipridae. Gene Ontology annotation, biological process: protein phosphorylation; positive regulation of transcription elongation by RNA polymerase II; transcription elongation by RNA polymerase II. The record is from RefSeq and is a predicted model, not a curated record. The coding region runs from base 388 to 4812 and encodes 1474 amino acids. Gene Ontology annotation, molecular function: cyclin-dependent protein serine/threonine kinase activity; ATP binding; cyclin binding. The transcript is spliced from 14 exons.
GGCGGCUGCGCCGGGACCCGCCCUUCGCCCGGGGACCCUCGCCCGGGGAUCCGACACCGCCGCCCGACACCGCGGGGGGGGGAGGGCAGCGCUCCGGGGACCCCCCGGCACCGCCUCCCCGCGCGCCGGGCCUGGGCCCCCGCGGAUGAGGCGGUGAGGCCGCGGCCCUUCCCCCGCCCCCUCCCGGGGCCUCCCUUCCCCUCCCGGGUCCCCCCUCCCUCCCCGUCCCUCCCGCCUCCGCCGGGGCCUCGCGGCCCGCUCCCCAUGUAGGAGGGAGGGCCGAGGCCCCGGGGCGGGCGCGGAGGGAGUUUGAGGGAGUUUGAAGCCCGGGGGGGGUUCCCAGGAGUUCCCCUCGGCCGUUCCCGAGCGCAGCGGGGGAAGGAAGGAAUGCCCAACCCGGAGAGACAUGGGGGCAAGAAGGACGGCGGCGGCGGGGCCUCGCAGGCGGGCAGCUCCAACAGCAGGGAGAGGCACCGCGCGGGCUCCAGGCACAAGAGGCACAAAUCCAGGCACUCCAAGGAGUCCCCGCUGGCGGCCCAGGAGGCGGCGGCGCCCCUGGGAGCCGUGAUCAAGCCGCUGGUGGAGUACGACGACAUCAGCUCGGACUCGGACACCUUCUCGGACGACGUGGCCCUGAGGCCGGACAGGAGGGACAGCGAGGACAGGAGGGAGCGCGGCGAGAGGGCGCAGAAGCACCGGCACCACCAGCACAAGCGGCUGCGGGAGCUGAUGAAGAGCAAGCAGGCGGAGAAGGACAGGAAGCUGGAGAAGGGCCUGGAAGCCUCCAGCAGGUCCGCCAAGGAGAGGGUCUCGGGAUCCUCCAAGAGGCUCCCGGAGAGCGACGAGCACCCCAAGGCUCCCUCCUCCAAGAGCGGCAACAAGGAGUCGCGCUCGGCCAAGGCGCACAAGGAGAAGUCCAGGAAGGAGCGGGAGCUCAAGUCCAGCCACAAGGAGCGCGGCAAGAGCCACCGCAAAAGGGACGCCCCCAAGAGCUACAAAACCCUCGACAGCCCCAAGCGCAAGUCGCGGAGCCCCCACAGGAAGUGGUCGGACAGCCCCAAGCUGGACGACAGCCCCUCGGGAGCCUCCUACGUGCAGGAGUACGAGCUGAGCCCGCCGCGCUCGCACACGUCCAGCACCUACGAGCCCUACAGGAAGAGCCCCGGCGGCUCCUCUCGCCGGCAGUCGCUCAGCCCGCCCUACAAGGAGCCCAUGGGCUACCAGUCCAACGCCCGCUCGCCCAGCCCCUACAGCCGGCGGCAGCGCUCCGUGAGCCCCUACGCCCGCCGGCGCUCGUCCAGCUACGAGAGGGGCAGCGGCUCCUACAGCGGGAGGUCCCCGAGCCCCUACGGGCGCCGCCGCUCCAGCAGCCCCUUCGCCUCCAAGCGCUCCGUGAGCAGGAGCCCCAUCGCCAGGAAGUCCGUGAAGUCCCGGAGCCGCAGCCCUGGAUACUCAAGACACUCAUCUCACAGCAAAAAGCAGAGGUCUGGGUCCCGCAGCCGCCAUUCCAGCAUCUCCCCCACGAGGCUCCCGCUGAACUCCAGCCUGGGAGCAGAGCUCAGCAGGAAGAAGAAGGAGCGAGCGGCCGCGGCAGCAGCUGCGGCCAAGGUGGACGGGAAGGAGGCGAAGGGCUCCCCGGUGUUCCUGGCCAGGAAGGAGAACAGCCUGGCCGAGCUGAAGGAGGCCGGGCCGGAGUCUAAAAAGGCCACCAAAAGUGUUAAGUUGGAGAAGGCUCCGCCAGACCCAGAGUCAGUGAACUUACUGCACAGCAACGCCGAGCCCAAGGGCCCCGCGGAGCCGGCGAGGGCCCGGCCGGAGGAGAACGCGGAGCGCAAACAUCCCGCGCCAGCUCGGGACUCCAAACCCUCGGGAACAAAGGACUCGAAGCCCGGAGCGGCGGCGGAGGACCUGGUAUCUCCAAAGGAGACAGACACAGCGGAGAAGGAGAUCCCACCCCCCCUGCCCUCAAUCAAGUCCCCCCCUCCACCCCUGCCCACCACCACCCCUCCACCUCCGACUCCGCCGCUGCCGCCUUUGCCUCCGUCUCCCGCCGUCCCGCCUUUGCCUCCAGCCCAAGUGACUCCUGUCCAGGCCCCUCCUCCAGCCCCAACGUCUUUGCCAUCCUCCUCCCACCCAAGGACGUCUACUUUAUCCUCUCAGGUGAACUCCCAGUCCUCUGUGCAGGUGGCUACAAAAACCCAAGUGUCUGUGACGGCUGCUAUCCCACACCUGAAAACUUCCACCUUGCCUCCGCUUCCGCUGCCCCCUAUUUUAGUUGGGGAAGAUGACUUGGAUAGUCCAAAGGAGAUUCUUCCUCCGAAACCUGUGAAGAAGGACAGAGAGCAGAGACCACGCCACUUACUCACGGACCUCCCGCUCCCCCCGGAGCUCCCCGGGGGGGACCCAUCUCCUCCCGACUCCCCAGAACCAAAGGCAGCCACACCACCUCAGCAACCCUUCAAAAAGAGACCAAAAAUCUGUUGUCCUCGGUAUGGGGAGAGGAGACAGACGGAAAGCGACUGGGGGAAGCGCUGUGUGGACAAGUUUGACAUCAUUGGGAUUAUCGGAGAGGGGACCUACGGGCAGGUCUACAAAGCCAAGGACAAGGACACAGGUGAGCUGGUGGCCCUGAAGAAGGUGCGCCUGGACAACGAGAAGGAGGGAUUUCCCAUCACAGCCAUCCGGGAGAUCAAAAUCCUGCGGCAGCUCAUCCACCGCAGCGUCGUCAACAUGAAGGAGAUCGUCACGGACAAACAAGAUGCACUGGAUUUCAAGAAGGACAAAGGUGCCUUUUACCUUGUGUUUGAGUACAUGGACCAUGACCUAAUGGGGCUGCUAGAAUCUGGCUUGGUACAUUUCUCAGAGGACCAUAUCAAGUCUUUCAUGAAACAGUUAAUGGAGGGUCUGGACUAUUGUCACAAAAAGAACUUCCUUCAUCGAGACAUUAAGUGCUCCAACAUCUUACUGAACAACAGUGGGCAAAUCAAACUCGCAGAUUUUGGACUCGCCCGACUCUACAGCUCAGAGGAGAGCCGGCCCUACACCAACAAAGUGAUCACCUUGUGGUACCGACCCCCGGAGCUGCUGCUGGGGGAGGAGCGUUACACCCCUGCCAUCGACGUGUGGAGCUGUGGCUGUAUCCUCGGGGAACUGUUUACAAAGAAGCCUAUUUUUCAAGCCAAUCUGGAACUGGCUCAGCUUGAAUUAAUCAGCCGGCUCUGUGGGAGCCCCUGCCCAGCUGUGUGGCCAGAUGUGAUCAAGCUGCCCUACUUCAACACUAUGAAGCCCAAGAAGCAAUACCGCCGGCGCCUGCGCGAGGAGUUCUCCUUCAUUCCCUCGUCUGCUCUGGACCUGCUGGACCACAUGCUGACUCUGGACCCUGGCAAACGCUGCACAGCAGAGCAGGCCCUGCACAGUGACUUCCUGAAGGACGUUGACCUCAGCAAAAUGGCACCUCCAGACCUCCCCCACUGGCAGGAUUGCCACGAGCUGUGGAGCAAGAAGCGCCGGCGGCAGCGGCAGAGCGGGAUGGCCGUGGAGGAGCCUCCGGUGGCAAAAGUUUCUCGGAAAGAAACUACCUCUGUUACAAGCACAGACACUGUGAAAAACAACAGCAGUCCUGUGCCCCCCCAGCCUGCCCAGCUCAAAGCAGAGCCUGGGGCUGCAGAUGCAGUAGGCCUCGGGGACAUCACGCAGCAGCUGAACCAGAGCGAGCUGGCCGUGCUCCUGAACCUGCUGCAGAGCCAGACCGACCUGAGCGUGCCGCAGAUGGCCCAGCUCCUGAACGUGCACUCGAACCCCGAGAUGCAGCAGCAGCUGGAGGCCCUCAACCAGUCCAUCACGGCGCUGACCGAGGCCACGGCGCAGCACCACGAGCACCACGAGCCCCCGGCGGCGCCGCCAGAGGAAGCCAUAGAGGAGCCCCCUCCGGAGGUGCCGGAGGAGCAGCAGACUCCGGACGCAGCCAGCGCUCAGGGAGACAUGCAGAACGUGCUGGCGGUUCUGCUGAGUCAGCUCAUGAAGAGCCAGGAGCCCGGGAUCCCAUCCCUGGAGGAGAGCAACGGGGAGAAGAGCAGCGAGCAGCGGGCGCCCCGGAAAACCCCCACGAGGCACCCGGAGGAGAGCUCAGCGUGUCCUCCUGGCAUUGUCCCUCCAGAGAAGAGACCCCCCGAGCCCCCCGGACCGCCGCCGCCUCCUCCCGUGCCCGAAGGGGAUCUCUCCGGAGCAGCCCAGGAGUUGAAUCCGGCCGUGACGGCUGCGCUGCUCCAGCUCCUUUCCCAGCAGGACACGGAGCUGCCCGGCCAUGCCACGCAGGAGCCCCCGGCCCCGAGGGACUACGGCCGCUCCCACCCCUCCAGGACUUACAGCGCCGACGGCUCCGAGGGGGGAUUCGGUGCCGAGGAGCCGAACUCGGGCCAGACGCUUCUAGAACCUUCUGCCCAACCCCUGGGGAAAAGCAGGACCUUCUUGGGCUCCGUGAGCCACCUCGGGGAGACCAGCAACUACCAGGGCACGGGAUCGGUGCAGUUCCCAGGGGACCAGGACCUGCGUUUCGCCAGAGUCCCCGUCGGCCUCCACUCGCUCGGGCAAUCCUUCGGCAAAUCCGAGGGGAGCAACAACGCGCUGGGACACCCCGAGGCCAAAAUCCAGAGCUACGGCGAGUUGGGGCCGGGAACGGCCGGUUCCAGCGGGGCAGGGACGGGGCCCAGCUGGGGAGCCCCCACCCAGGCACCGUCUUCCUACGGGAAGGCGUUCCGAGGGCCUGGCAGAGUGCCUCCGAGGGGGGGCCGGGGCCGGGGGGUUCCCUACUGAGCAUUCCCGGGCCCCCCUCCCCACCCUCGCCUCUCCUCCUUCAGCCACAGGACUCGGUUUCCUUUUGGUUCUUUGGCCAGAGCAAGGUCUCGUCCACAUUUCAGCUGCUGC